Molecule: messenger RNA, 285 nt
Organism: Trichosporon asahii var. asahii CBS 2479
Lineage: Eukaryota; Fungi; Basidiomycota; Tremellomycetes; Trichosporonales; Trichosporonaceae
Exons: 1
Coding region: 1-285 (94 amino acids)
Source: RefSeq, a predicted model, not a curated record
AUGAAGCUCGCCGCCAUCCUCCUCCUGUCUAUUGCUGGCGCGAUGGCAGCUCCUAUUGAGGAUCGCGACUUUUGGAACGGCGCUCAGAAGUGGAAGCGAGACGACGCUGACGCGGAGAAGCGUGACUUCUGGAAUGGUGCUCAGAAGUGGAAGCGGGAGGACGCGGAGGAACGGGACUUCUGGAACGGCGCCCAGAAGUGGAAGCGAGAGCCCGACGAGGAGGAGCGUGACUUUUGGAACGGCGCCCAGAAGUGGAAGCGUGCCGACUCGCAUGGCUCUCAGUAG